This is a messenger RNA of Microthlaspi erraticum, 960 nucleotides long. The record is from the annotation of a GenBank genome assembly. NCBI's taxonomy places the organism in Eukaryota, Viridiplantae, Streptophyta, Magnoliopsida, Brassicales, Brassicaceae.
AUGAGGAAAGACAAACGCACAGCCGCUGCAUGUGUCCGUAGACACCGCAAAGUUCGCCGAGUAGACUCAAUCAGCUCUCUACCGGAUGAGAUCCUCCAACAUAUCCUCUGCUUGAUCCCGACCAAAUUAGCAGUCUCAACUUCGGUCUUGUCCACACGAUGGAGACAUGUAUGGUGCAAUACACCUUCCAUCUCCUUGGAGAGCUCUGCAUUGCGGGCUGCUUCGAGAAUGGAAACACAAAAUCGCUACACAGCUCCGAAGAUGAUGAGUUUACACCUUCGAACCGGCUUGCAGGAGAAUGUUAGACACGUCAACACGUGGAUCGAGUUGGCCUUGUCCCGCCAUGUGGAGAAUAUGAACGUGGAACUUCAGUAUAAUGAUCAUAACUAUGAUCUUCCGGAUUCCUUGUACAUCAUUUCCUCUGUCAAGGAGCUCAGAGUUGAGUUACACCUUACUCCAAUGAUUCUGAAAUGCUCCGUUUCUUGGACAUCCCUGAAGAAGUUGUCUUUACGUUCAUGUAUUCUCUCUGGUAACUCCAUUGCUAUGAUUAUGUCUGGCUGUCCGAUUCUCGAGUUCUUGAAACUGGAUUUGUGCGAAGACAUGCGGGUUCUUGAUCUCAGCAAUUCGCUGCGUCUGAGGACAUUACAAGUAUUCGGCCCAUACUUCCGGGAUCAGAGUCCAAGGAAGAUUGUUGCACCACAUGUCCGUUUUCUCAAACUAAGAAACUCUCUGUUACUAUGCACUUUAGGUGAUCUCUCCUCUUUAGCCGAAGCUAAACUGAACAUUUCCUUUCACGCACUUCAGAGAAUCAAUCCUGAUUCUGAUUCUCUUGGAGCCAUGGUGGUAAAGAUGGCAGAAAUGCUAGAAAAGUUGAAGAACGUAGAGAAGCUUACUUUUGGGAGUAAUUUCCUUGAGGUAUGUAUGUUUGGCCAUAGUCUUGCAUAUUUCUCUAAUGCCUAG